UCUGCUCUGAACUCUCCAUUUCACACACAGACCGGACACUCAGUUAGUCAGUCAAACAGACACCCCUCCCAGGACGCGAAAUAUCCAAAUAUACGCACUCGCCCGAGGGACACAUUCGCUACCUGCGCGCCAGUUCCUUUACCCCGGGAUAAAGUCCUGUUUGUUUUAGACCGUGAGGAUGAGUGUAGCGGUGGCGGAGGGCUGCUUUCUGUCCGCCCUGCAGCCCAACACCUCUUGCACCGCCUAUGUGCUUCCCUCGGACGGUCCGAGUCCAGACGAGGCGGCCAAAGCCAGGAGAGUCCAGGAGCAGGUUCGGAGGCGGAUGGCCGAGAAGAACAAGUCCUCCUCACUGACCCGACUGGACGACUCGAUGCUCGGGUCAACAGACUACAAUUUCCAAACAUCCAGGGGAUUUUUGUCAAACCAAGGCUUUAGUUCCCGGUCCAUGAUCAAUACGCCAAGCAGAGUCAUGGCUGUCCCCACAGGCCCACUCCACUCCUCUGGUUUCUCCUCUCGUUCUGCCAUGGAAAACAACUUCAAGACAAACCACGUUGGAACUGGCGCAGUCCACACCAGUUACCAGGCCACACAGUCCCGCACAAGAAGCAGCCGCUCCAGAUCCUUCUGUCAGGCUGAUCAGGAAGUAUUCCCUCUCACCGUCUUACCUUCUCCAGAGAGCAGUGCCCACACCCUUCCCGUGCCACCCCCAGGCAGCCUCCGUCGCAGCCUUAGCGGAACACUAGCCCAGGGCAGGGGUCAGUGGCAGGAUGAGGAUGUACCUUACCAGUACAUUUACAAAGGUCCCUCUCACCGCACCAUCAGCCGCAUCACCAACAGACAGCAGCACUACCAGCACAACUCCGGGUACGGCCAGGAGGGCUGGGUGGGCACAGGUAGAGGGGUGCCCAUAGCGGGGGAUGGCUGGGGGGCACAGUGGCAGCAGCAAGUGUCCAGAUCGAGCCAGGGCUUUGGGACAGGACAAUAUCAAGGCCUAAAGCGGGCAGCCUCAGUGCGCAGUGUGAGGAGUGUGGGAAAAGGAGCGGACGUGCUAGAUGGAGCGUCCAUACACAGCAAUGAUCCUUUAGGAGGCAUGCAGACUUUGGACAUGGUCACAGCUGUCAAAUAUCUCUCCGAGUCCGACAGUGCACUGCAAGUUUUAGGAGCAGCGUAUAUCCAACAUCAGUGUUACCAUAGUAGCGAGGCCAAAAUCCAGGUCCGAACUUUACACGGCAUUCCAGCUUUGGUUCAACUCUUCUCCAGUGACAACCAGGAAGUGCAGCGCUUUGCAACCGGUGCCACUCGCAAUCUCAUCUACGAAAACUCGGACAACAAGGUGGCCCUGAUAGAGGCUGGGGGAGUGGCAUGCCUAGUCAGUAUACUGGGUGAACCCGAUGAAGAACUGAGAAAAAACAUCACUGGUGUUUUGUGGAAUCUUUCGUCUCGAGAUAACCUGAAAGAAAAGCUGUCUAAAGAAGCCUUAUCAGAGCUGACAGAUAAAGUCAUGAUUCCUUUGUGUAGCAGUAUCCCGUUCAGUCCGUCUGAAAGAGACAUCUUCUAUAAUACUACUGGAUGUUUACGGAACCUGAGCUCGGUUAAUGAGAGGACAAGACAGAAGAUGAGAGAUAUGCGCGGUCUAGUGGACUCUCUGGUGUCAUACGUUCAACAAGAGGAGAGGGCGGAUGACAAGGGGCUGGAGAAUUGCUUGUGCGUUCUGAGGAAUCUGUCCUACCAGCUAUACUCUGAGCUUCCUCCCACAGUACAGAUCCGUCUGGAAGGCCCGAGGAGAUCAUCUGCUCACAAGGAAAUUGAGCCCAUUGGCUGUUUUACCCUCUACAACCGAAAAAACACAGAGCAGCGAAACCAGAAUCUGUCCAUUCUGUCUGAAGUAUCCCGGCAGCCCAGAGGAGCCGAGUGGUUGUGGCACCCAAAGAUUAUUGGGGUGUACAAGACUGUGCUGCAGAACAAUGACUGCAGCUCCACAAGUCGAGAGGCAACCCUCGGAGCUCUUCAGAACAUCACGGCAGGAGACUCACGGUUCCUGUGUGCAGUGCCCUCAGUGCUGAGCUGUGUGAUGCUAGAGCAGGAGAGGAUGCUGCCUAUUCUGCUAGAGCUCCUGGACUCCAAUAACGACGCUGAGCUGAAGCCCCUCACUGGUCUGCUCCGAAACCUGGCACGACACGCCUCCAACAAGGACCAUCUUGCCAAAAAUAUGGUGAACGUCCUCGUGUCUAAACUCCCCCCUGAUGGCCUCCAGAAAUCCCCCUCCAGCGAAGCAGUUGUCAACAUCUGCGGAGCACUCAAUCACCUGGUUACCUGUAGCUCCCUUGCAGCCCGGGACAUCUCUUACUUCAAUGGUCUGCCCAAAUUGGUGGGCAUCAAAAGCACCCAUGAUAACAGUGCUGGGAGUUUGAAAGCAGCCAGGGCAGCCUCCACUGUCCUCUGCAACAUGUUCCAAUACAGCAAACUGCACAGAGACUACAAACUGAAAGGAUUUUCUCGUCGAGACUUCACAGACGUCACCAUCUAAUUCCCAGUUUGUUACAAUGAAGCGUGUUCUGGUCAAGGAUGCAGAGAACCCGAGGAGCAUCAGCAGAGAUUGAAAUGUAACUACAGUCAAACAAUGGACUUGGCAGAAAGAACUCAAGGUUUGAUUUGCAUGUGUGUAACAUUUUGAUGUGGCAACAUGGACUUACAGGCAUAGUGGACCCCUUCUGCCAAAACUCAGUCUGUGAGUUAACGGUCAGUGUUUUUGUCCACAGUAUUUCCUGCUUAUCUAUUAACACUUGUUUUUGAUGAUAAACACAACUUCCCAUCAGUCUGUUGUGUAACUGCAAUCUCUGUCUGAACACAACUUCAGUGAACAGAAGUCAUAUUUGUAUUUUCAGAUGCUUAAUGAGAUUUAAUGCCACAUUACAUGCUUAUGAUCCCUGCUGCUAUAAGCUGAUGUUAGUAUUGAGUAUAACAUACAUUAUUUGCUGAGAAGCUUGAAAAGAACAGAUAAAUACUGGAUGUAUUGUUUUACUUUAAUUAUGGCUUCUAGUAAAUAUGGUUUUAAAAUUUGUGUUUUGAAUUAAUGUAAGAUAAUAAAAUAAACCAAUAGCUAAACCAGAGGGCAGAAAAAAACAGUUAAUUAUAAACCCAGUAUAAAGAGUAACUCAAUAAUAGUCAAUACCUGGAGUAGUUCUAUAGCCCAGAUGUUGAUGGCGCCCUCUGCCGGUCAUAUUCUAUUACUUAACAUUUUUACCAAUUGAUAACAGUUCGUAACAAUAAAAUAACAGUAAAAAACACACAUUUUAAUAGUUAAUGAAAUGGCAGAUUGAGGUUUUUACAAUAUUAUUCAAGUACAAUUUAGUUUACAAUUGGUCAAUUAGGUGUAAAUUUUAGUGUCACAUUUUAGGAGGUGAGGACUCUGAACACUGACAACAUUUAUGAGUUACAAUACAUUGACUAGAUUCUUAAGCAGUUAAAACAAAUACAUGAAGUGUACCAGUAAACAUGAAAGCCUUUUCUAACAUUAACAAUUUACAGUUAAUUUAUUUUUUAUAUUUACACAGCACAAACACAUUCUCUAAAGACUUUAUAAAUAGGUUAUAUCACAAAACAUAAACAGUAAAGGUUUCUUUCAAGUCAAUAAUCUCUUCUAAAAUCUUGACUGACCUGAGUAUAAACUGUAAUGUUACCUAAUAGUGUGAAUACUUAUAGCAUCUGUUCUGAAGAGACAUACAAAAAGGAGUACGCUGUGUUAAACCAUGAGAGAUGUUAGACCUCUGUGGAUUUGUUGCAUUUCAUUUCACUGAAAAAGAAGAGUUUAGAUUUUUGUGUUAAUUUCUAAGAGUUUAGAUUUUUGUGUUAAUUUCUAAACAAAACAUAUUUUCUUUCUUUUCUAAGUGAUACAUACGCUACCAGUCAAAAGUUUGGACAGGCAUUCACAUUUAGGUUUACUGCUUUCAACAUAGUAGAUACAUGCAGAAGCAAGAUGAACAGAAUUAUGUAGCAAGAAAAUAAAAGUUAAACUACUAAUAUGUUUUAUAAUUUAAAAGGCCUAUAUUAUGCUGUUUUCUGAUCUCUGUUAUAAUGUUUCCUCAUCACAAACAUACAUGGAGUUGUGUUUUGUUUCAUUCUCACAUGCUUAACACACAACUCCUGCAGAUUUAAGCUGAGUUCUUUAAACAGAAAAUAGUAAUACAAGACGUUCUCCUUUGUGGUUUUAGUUGAGGGAUGUUUUUGAUGAGGUACCAACAUUAUUAAAUUGGUAAAAGCUCACUAGAGUCAAUUUAGCAUAAUAUAUAUCCUUAUAUAAUCUUUAAAUUCAGAUUCCUCAUUGCAGCCACCCUUUGUUUUAUUGACAGCACUGCAAACCCUUGGCUUUCUCAGUGAGUUUCAUGAUGAAGUCACCUGAAAUCAUUUUCACUUCACUGAUGUGCCUUGUUAGGGUCCAGUAGUGGAAUACAAAGAGUGCAAAGCAGUUAUCAAUGCAAAGAGGUAUUUCUCUUUUUUUGCUUACUACAUUCCAUAUAUGUGUUCAUUGAUAGUUUUGAUGCCUUCACUGAGGAUCCACCAUGUAAAUAGUCACAAAAUAAAUAAAAACAACAUUGAAUGAAAAAA
Boleophthalmus pectinirostris (great blue-spotted mudskipper) is the source of this 4605-nucleotide messenger RNA. RefSeq names its product plakophilin-3-like. Gene Ontology annotation, cellular component: nucleus; cytoplasm; plasma membrane. Bases 179 to 2527 code for a protein of 782 amino acids. Gene Ontology annotation, biological process: cell-cell junction assembly; cell-cell adhesion. The record is from RefSeq and is a predicted model, not a curated record. The transcript is spliced from 13 exons. Lineage: Eukaryota; Metazoa; Chordata; Actinopteri; Gobiiformes; Gobiidae. Gene Ontology annotation, molecular function: cadherin binding.